AACUUUCCUGCACGUGCUUCCUCCGUAAUUUUCGGUAACAGUUCUUAGAACAGCGCUAAAGAAGAAACUAAUUAAGUGUCCAAGGAAAUAAAUCGAUAAAAAGCAAAAGGCAAGGAGCUUGUAGUUUUAUUUCAAAAAAAUGCAUCCCGAAAUCGGCACUCGUUCCUACGCUGAAGUCGCGAGAACCAAGCAGCGCCCAUCCUCAGGAAUGUCUUUCUCGGCGUCACGUUCCAAUCCACGUGUCAGAAAGUUCUAAAAACGUAUACAUGGAUUGGCCGCCUUUCGGUGACUGUCGUUUCUGAUUGGCUUAAAUUGUUGACUUUGUGUGCCUCCUGAAUACGGCUACAUUGGCGCCAUUAAUCAUUGGCCGAUUCACCGUAUGCAGGCUUUAGAUUGGUUGCUGUGCGGCCGAGCUUCUAAUUAGGGUUGUGCUCUGGCUAUGUCGGCCGCGUUGCUGGAGAUGGAGAUGGUGGGAGCGGGAGCAGUACCGGUUGUGCCUCGGCCGCGGCCGCUGUUGCUUCUCGGUCCUCCCCGUUCGGGUCGUUCAGCACUGUUGUUCCGCGCAGCACUAGCGGGUGCUUCCAUUGUCUCCUCGGCUCGCGUGUUGUUUUUGGCACCGCGGCCCCUGGAGCGGCUUCCGGGCGGGAAAGCAGCUGGAGGAGGAGCAAUCCAGAAAAUCCAUUUCCUGUACCCAUCUUCCUUCCAGGAGCUACUUCAACUGUUGGCCUCCCUGCACCAAACCUUACCUAAUAGCCCCUCCAUGAUUGCACUGGAUGGUUUGGAAGAAUACCUGAACAAUUGUUCCAGUGCCUGUACAGCAGCCCAGUUUGUAGCCCUGUUGCUGGACACAUCUAAUCAUUUCACUCAGAAACGUAGUCCUUUGUCUGUGGGUUGCCAACUGAUUGUUUCCAUGAGGUUUCUGGGAGAAGCUGGGGAAGAAGCAGAACAUUUCUCAGCCAUUGAACGCUACUUCCCAGCAAAACUGUGGCUGCAUCCAGACACUGGGAAAGAUGGUGGUUUAGAUAACCAAAGUUUAACCAGACUGAUUAGGGCACAACUCUUCCAGCCAGGAACAAAGGAUCAAGAAUGGAUAGUGAAAUUUGAUGCACAAGGUAGCAUGACAAUCUCUCUAUUGCCAUGCAAAAAUGAAACUGAGAAUGAAACAGUUUCUGAAAAUAGGCCUUCUGAUUCUUUGAUACCACAAGUUGAUGUUACUCUGCCUAGCUCCCAGAUUUAAAGACUUCUGGACAAUCCUUUGAUCUACAGCAAACACACCUUCCAUUAAUACUGAAUGUAUUUUUUUUUUAAUCAAAGUUUGGGUUUUUCAUUUAGACUGAAUUGGCAAGUUGACAAUUAAAAGAAAUUUAAUCAAUUUUAGUGUUGCACAAAGUUGGAGGUAGCUUGUAUGCUAUAUGGUCAGUUACAGUAUUCUCUUCACUGAUUCCUCUGGAAGGGGUGGUGGUUUGGGCUGCUCCAGUUUCUUCUCAUUGAUAUGGAUUUGUUAGCCUUUGGAAGAAAGGAGGGGGUCCCAUAAUAAAGUAUACUCUGCACAGUAAUUGUCCUAAGUUCUCUCAGGAAGCUAUGUAGGAGAAGCCUUCUAAAAUGUCUACUUGGAGAGUGUCAAAAGGGCUUUUCGGCACUUAGGUCUUCAGCUGCUAUUUACAAACUGGCUGGAAAUGAAACCAGAUUAAGGAAUCCCUUUUCAGAUUUCAGACCCAGUCUUUGCUUUGGCUAAAGUGAUGGCCUGAUAUUCAUUGUGCAUUAUGUUUACAUAGGCCCUGACCAGUGGAUUUUCCUGCUUAUCUCCACUGAAUCAAUAAAAAGGCCAUCCCUUUCAUUACUCUAUUAGUGAACUUGUAAAAAUACUUUUAAUGCCACAAUUUUCCACACACACAUACUUAAAAUGCAGCUUUUGCUGCUGUUCUGGUGAACUUGUGAAAAAAAUGGCAGUGAAAGACAAUGACUAGAUGGGCAAGGAUCUUCCAUUAGCCAAUGGGAGUGGAGGGGACUGCCUGCAGUGAGAUGGGACAUAACAAUCAAGCCAGGCAGCACCACUUGAGCUGGCCCAAGAUAGAAAACUAAGUGUCAAUUUUGAAUGGAACCUGGCAAAAGUCAUUUCUCUAUUCCUCAAUUGCCUCACAGAGUGGGAAGGGGGAAGGAGGAUGAAAUACGUUGUUAGACAAAACACUUUCUCAUGGAAAAAAAGGUCAUCUCUACAGGUGGUGAAUAGAGACAGGGGGGAGUGCCUGGAGAGCCCACCAAUUAACCUAAUUGGCCAACGUAACUUGUGACUUUUGGGGGAGGGAGUUAUUUCCUAUUAUACUGAAACUGCGGGGAAACAUUUAGAGUUGGUUUUCCAUUUGAUUGUGCCAAUAUGAUGUACCCAAUAAAGAAGUUCUUAGAGGAA
Molecule: messenger RNA, 2407 nt
Organism: Pantherophis guttatus
Lineage: Eukaryota; Metazoa; Chordata; Lepidosauria; Squamata; Colubridae
Gene: SWSAP1
Product: SWIM-type zinc finger 7 associated protein 1
Biological process (GO): double-strand break repair via homologous recombination
Cellular component (GO): Shu complex
Molecular function (GO): single-stranded DNA binding
Source: RefSeq, a predicted model, not a curated record